Molecule: messenger RNA, 1278 nt
Organism: Penicillium roqueforti
Lineage: Eukaryota; Fungi; Ascomycota; Eurotiomycetes; Eurotiales; Aspergillaceae
Exons: 3
Coding region: 1-1278 (425 amino acids)
Source: RefSeq, a predicted model, not a curated record
AUGACAUGUCCGGGCAAGGAGGAUACCCCGUUGCCCUACACUGCCUCGCCCACCAAGUUACUCUCGAGCGACUUGUCCCUGUUUAUCUCGAAGCUAUGGGCGCUUCCAGGUAUUCUACGGCCCCUCAAUCUAGGUCACACCCGUGAGCUGGACGAGCUCUAUCCGUCGUUACGCAAUGCAUCUACGGUGUUGACCCAUGUGUUUCUCUUGGUUUAUCAAGUUGCUUUCCUGCUCUCGCUGCCGAUCAUGGUUAUCUGCAUGGUUCCUGGCCUGUGGAUCAUUGUUUAUUCGGCUAUUGCUUUCACUGUGAAUUAUUCGAUUGUCAUGUUGAUGUUGAACAGCUUCCAGCGGGUCCUGGUAUCUCAAGUGUCUGUGGUCGAGCGACCAAGUCAUGAGCGGGAGCGUUGGGUGUAUAUAAAUGGAAUUGCAGCGGGACACCACUGGGUACAGAUGAACAUCGAUCAACUGUCAUACAUCUUUGGUCGGAAAGUGACGGCCGUGCACAAUCGCACCGCUGGCAUCAUAUUUGAUCUCAUUGAAUGUCUGAUUCAGCGAGAUUUUGCCUACGCUACUGGCGAUAUACGACGAGCGUAUUCCUUGGUCAAGGAAGCUAUCUUAGACCCAGAAUGUGAUAAAGUGGUUCUGCUUCUUCACAGUCAAGGCGGUAUUGAAGGGGGCCUUGUCAUGGACUGGCUUCUGGAUGAGCUACCACACAAUCUCCUUCAUCACUUGGAGGUAUACACCUUCGGAAAUGCCGCGAAUCACUUCAACAACCCGCGAUGGACAAAGCUCGCAAGGCCACAAGGAAACACAGCACCUGAUCUAACGCCUGAAUUUGGUCAGUCCAUCGGCCACAUCGAGCACUACGCCAAUGAAGGUGACAUCGUGGCUCAGGGAGGAGUGCUUCACUUCGUGGAAAUCCCGAAUCGAUACAUGGGCCGGCUGUUCGUGCGCCCGCAUUCAGGCCACCUGUUCAACAUGCAUUACCUCGGCAACAUGUUUACCCUAGGUCCUGAUAUGAACGUCCUCGACUCCAAUUCAUUCAUGGAUAUGGAAGUCGAGCCAUGGGCAACCGCCGGUAUAAAUGGAUAUGAUGGUCCUCCGCGUCGAGUUGGGUCCACGAUAGCCCGAGACGAGGCGUUUCUCCCUGUCGCAUUGACCGUGCGACGGUCACCGCCGAAUGAGUUGGAUCGAGUACUGCGCGUCAAGGACUUUAGUCGGCUCUGGCAGUAUAGAAAUGGAGGAUGCCCGGACGGCACAGAAACACACACCGCAUGA